AUGGCUGCCCCAGCGACAAUCAUUAUCAUUGGCUCUGGCGUUUUUGGCCUUUCGACGGCCUACGCUGCAAGCCGCGACCCUAGAUUCGGAAACAGCAAGAUAAUUCUCGUGGACCGCUGGAACUUUGAGCCCGAAUCCUCCACAACAUCUGUCCAGAAUCCUGGAGCUGCGAAUGCCGAUACAUCCCGAGUGAUUCGUCGCGACUAUCCACAUCCUCAUGAUGCUUAUGCCGCCCUUGCCCUAGAGGCUUUGACACACUGGAGGGCUGAAUGGGGUGAGAAUGGACGCUACACGGACCAACGACUUCUAUUUGCCGCGGAGGGAUCUUCAAUCGAAGGCCCUAAAAGGGAUGGCGAGAUUAUCAACUACGUGAAGGAUGCCUAUGAGCUCAGCAUCGAUAUCACACCAGGUGGCAAAGACGCCUUGAAGGUCGUCGACUCCCUGGCUGCAAUUCGAGCAGAGCUUGGCCUGCCUUCGACCAAUCCCACAAACAUCGACAAAGAUAGCAAUGCCCUGAGAGGAUAUAUCUCAGACGAUUGCGGAUGGGCCAACGCAGGUGCCAGUAUCGAGUACCUCCGGCAGAAGGUGGUCAAACUUGGCCGUGUCCAGUUUGUCGUCGGCCAGGUAGGGGAAUUGAUCCAGUCGGAUGACAAGGCACAUGUCAAGGGCGUCAAGCUUCUUGGCGGCACUGAAAUACUGGGCGACCUCACAGUUGUCGCUGGAGGUGGCCAGUCGCCGCGCAUUUUGGGAUUGAAAGACUUGUGUGACGUCUAUAACGACGUAGUUGCAUUCAUCCAGCUGACACAAGCUGAGUGUGAUGAGUUGAGACGCAGAAAGUGGCCACUCAUCGUGAACGUCAAUCGUGGUGUCUUCGCGAUUGGUCCCGACGGUGAUAACUGCUUAAAGUUAGGCCACUUCUCCCACAGUGGUAUCGUGGAUGCCUUGAAGAGUGCCAAGAUCGAACUAGGACCGCGAAAGAAGACUCUCAGCGCUGAACAGGAAUGGGCCGACCCGGACUUCGGCUGGGGCGGAGAUGUUCAAUUGACCGAGCUCGGUGAUCUGGUUGACGAUGACAAAGUAAGGCUCAACAAAACCCUUGCUGAUUAUCGGUUGUUCCUCAUCGAGCUUCUUGGGCCAUCAUCGUUUGACAGCAUUGAUACUGUCGGGGAUGUCAAGUACGACAGUGUUCUGAAUAGCAUCGCUGUUAGGCCAUUUACGCGGAUACGGAAGUGCUGGUAUACUGACCGGCCUUCUCUUGACUUUAUCGUGGAUUACCAUCCGUCAUUUGGCAAGAGUUUGUUUGUUGCAACUGGCGGAGGAGAUCAUGCCUUCAAAUUUCUUCCGGUGAUUGGGGAGAAGAUUGUGGAGCUCAUCUUGUAUCAGCAGGGCGUGAAGGCGCCAGCCCUUAGGGAACUGAAUCCUUCAGUCGAAGAGCUCAGUAAACUCUGGAAAUUUCCAGAUGAUUUAUUGAAAUAA
This is a messenger RNA of Clonostachys rhizophaga, 1476 nucleotides long. NCBI's taxonomy places the organism in Eukaryota, Fungi, Ascomycota, Sordariomycetes, Hypocreales, Bionectriaceae. The record is from the annotation of a GenBank genome assembly.